UUUGAAAGUUGGCGGCUGGUCUAGAGGUGGCUGGUUUGUGAGGGAGUUAGGUGCAUGCUCUUCUUUUGUCCCGGAUCCCCCUCUGGUCGCUUCGAUACCUCUAAAGGCAGGUUGCAGAAGGAAACCCAGGCGGUCUGCGUCUCCGAGGAAAGGCCCGCAGGAGGACGAGGUUCUGAGCCGGGAAUGCAGGAUGGAGGCGAAGAAGAAGGAAGCGGGUGCUCUGAGUGAAGCCAUGUCCCUGGAGGGAGAUGAAUGGGAGCUGAGUAAAGAAAAUGUGCAACCCUUAAGGCAAGGGCGGAGCAUAUCCACACUUCAGGAAGUACUGGCGCAGCAAGAACUGGCCCGUAACACUACUCUACAGCAGCAGAAAUGGGCAUUUGAAUCUGAAAUUCGAUUUUACACGGGAAAUGACCCUCUGGAUGUUUGGGACAGGUAUAUUAACUGGACAGAGCAGAACUAUCCUCAGGGAGGGAAGGAAAGUAAUAUGUCAACAUUAUUAGAAAGAGCCGUAGAAGCACUACAAGGGGAAAAAAGAUAUUAUAAUGAUCCUCGAUUUCUUAGUCUCUGGCUUAAACUGGGGCAUUUAUGUAAUGAGCCUUUGGAUAUGUACAGUUAUUUACACAACCAAGGGAUUGGCAUUUCACUUGCUCAGUUCUACAUUUCAUGGGCUGAAGAAUAUGAAGCCAGGGAAAACUUUAAGAAAGCAGAUAUGAUAUUUCAGGAAGGGAUUCAACAGAAGGCUGAACCACUGGAAAGACUGCAGUCCCGGCACCGACAAUUCCAAGCUCGAGUGACUCGGCAAACUGUGUUGGCACUUGAGAAAGAAGAAGAGGAGGAAGUUUUUGGAUCCUCUGUACCACAACGAAGUACACUGGCGGAACUUAAAAGCAAAGGGAAAAAGACAGCAAGAGCUCCAAUCAACCGUGUAGGAGGUGCUCUGAAGGCUCCAAACCAGAACAGAGGACUCCAAAAUCCAUUUCCUCAGCCAGUGCAAAGUAAUUCUAGAAUCAGUAUUUUUGAUGAAAAUGCUGAUGAGGCUUCUAUAGCAGAGCUGUCUAAGCCUGCAGCGCAGCCAUGGACAGCACCCCCUGUGUCCAGGGCCAAAGAAAACGAGCUGCAAGCAGGCCCUUGGAACAUGGGCAGGCCUUUGGAACACAGGCACCAUGGCAGCACAGCUUCUGUGACAGCCGUACCCUCUACGCUUCCCAGUUUUACUCCAUAUGUGGAAGAGACUGCACAACAACCUGUUAUGACACCAUGCAAAAUUGAACCCAGUAUAAACCAUAUUCUAAGCACAAGAAAGCCUGGAAAGGAAGAAGGUGAUCUCCUGCAAAGAGUUCAAAGCCAUCAGCAAGUAUCUGAGGAGAAGAAAGAGAAGAUGAUGUACUGCAAGGAGAAGAUUUAUGCAGGAGUGGGAGAGUUCUCCUUCGAAGAGAUCCGGGCUGAAGUUUUCCGGAAGAAAUUAAAAGAGAAAAGGGAAGCUGAGCUACUGACCAGUGCAGAGAAGAGAGCAGAAAUGCAGAAGCAAAUUGAAGAGAUGGAGAAGAAACUAAAACAAAUUCAAACUACUCAGCAAGGAAGAACGGUUGAUCAGCAGGAAGAAAAGAUGCCUACAAAGGAGAGAGCUGAUGUGCGGAUUGCUUCUGAGCCUCAGGAAAUACCAGGAAUGACUCUGUCCAAUUCUGUUUGUCCAGUAAAUUUUUGUGCCAGGGAAACUUCAUUUGCAGAAAACGUUUGUCAAGAACAACCUCACGCUAAAGGUUCCAGUAUACCUUUCUCCAUUUUUGAUGAGUUUCUUUCAGAAAAAAAGAAUAUCAGUCCUCCUGCAGAUCCCUCACGGGUUUUAGUCCAACGAAGACCCCUUGCAGUCCUCAAAACUUCAGACAGCAUCACCUCAAGUGAGGAUGUAUCUCCAGAUGUUUGUGAUGAAUUAACAGGAAUUGAGCCCUUGAGUGAGGAUGCUAUUAUCACAGGUUUCAGGAAUGUAACUAUUUGUCCUAACCCAGAAGACACUUGUGACUUUGCUCGAGCUGCUCGUUUUGUAUCAACUCCUUUUCAUGAGAUAAUACCCUUGAAGGAUCCUUCUGAUCCAGAGAGACUGUUGCAGGAAGAGGAUCUCGAUGGGAAGACCUCUGAGGACCAGCCAACUGCUUGUGGCACUGUCUACAAUCCAACUCUCAGCACCAAGAAGCUGAGCCCAAUUAUUGAAGACAGCGGUGAGGCCACACAGUCCUCUGGGUUGUCUGGAUCUUCUGCCUCGGUUAUAAGCACCUCCUCUAUCAAAUGUCUUCAAAUUCCCGAGAAACUGGAGCUUACUAAUGAAGCCACAGAAAACCCCAUUCAGUCACCCUGGUGUUCACAGUAUCGUAGACAACUACUAAGAUCCCAACCAGAGCUGAGUGCUUCUGCGGAGUUUUUUGUAGAAGAUAGAUCAAUGCCUGAAUUGGAAGUAGAGAAGGAAAUUGAGUUAGGUAAUGAGGAUUAUUGCAUUAAACAAGAAUACCUAAUAUGUGAAGAUUACAAAUUGUUCUGGGUGACACCAAGGAACUCUGCAGAAUUAACCUUAAUAAAGGUGUCUCCUCAAACUGUCCCAUGGGACUUUUACAUCAACCUGAAGUUGAAAGAACGUUUGAAUGAAGAGUGCGAUCAUCUGUGCAGCUACUAUCAGUACCAGGACGGCUGUAUUGUUUGGCACCAGUACACAGACUGCUUCACCCUUCAGGAUCUUUUUCAACACAGUGAAUUUAUUACCCGUGAAAUAACAGUGCUGAUUGUUUAUAACCUUUUGACAAUAGUGGAGAAACUACACAAAGCAGAGAUAGUCCAUGGUGACUUGAGUCCAAGGAGUCUGAUUUUUCGAAACAGAAUCUACGAUCUCUAUGAUUGUGAGAAGAACAAUCAAGCUUUGAACAUAGUGGACUUUUCCUACAGCGUUGACCUGAGAGCACAGCUGGACGUUUUCACCGUCAGCGGCUUUCGGACGGUGCAGACCCUGGAAGGACAAAAGAUCCUGGCCAGCUGCUCUUCGCCCUGCCAGGUAGAUCUGUUGGGUAUAGCAGAUUUAGCACAUUUACUGUUGUUCAAGGAGCACCUACAGGUCUUCUGGGAUGGGUCCCUCUGGAGACUUAGCCAAAAUAUUUCUGAGCUAAAAGAUGGUGAAUUGUGGAAUAAAUUCUUUGUGCGGAUUCUGAAUGCCAGUGAUGAGUCCACAGUGUCUGUUCUGAGGGAACUCGCAGCAGAAAUGAAUGGGGUGUUUGACACGACAUUCCAAAGUCACCUGAACAAAGCUUUAUGGAAGGUAGGGAAGCUGAUUGGUCCUGGGGCUUUGCUCUUCCAGCAAGAUAGGCAGCCAAGUGUCUCGCAGAUGUCUGCCUGAAACCACUGGUUCUGUCGUAGGACCCCAACCUGUGUGUGCUGUCAUCUACUUAGGGCACAUUUAGAUGCACCGCCAACACUCUUCUACUUUUUGGUAGUGGUAUACUUCUAGGUAACUGGCACUUUUUUACACAGCAAUGUACCUACUCUUGUUCUUGUCUAACUAACAAAGAACUGUUCUAUUCUACAUGCUCUGCAUAUGAAUGGGUACCUUGUUGUUUAAUGCAUUUGUCUCUACUUUCCCCUGUACUUUUCCUUUUUGUAAUUUGUGAGGUGUACCCUUACAAUCACUGUGUAUUUUAGUAAAUAAUAAAA
This is a messenger RNA of Phyllostomus hastatus (greater spear-nosed bat), 3690 nucleotides long. It is a transcript of the gene BUB1B, whose product is annotated as BUB1 mitotic checkpoint serine/threonine kinase B. NCBI's taxonomy places the organism in Eukaryota, Metazoa, Chordata, Mammalia, Chiroptera, Phyllostomidae. Gene Ontology annotation, biological process: mitotic spindle assembly checkpoint signaling; meiotic sister chromatid cohesion, centromeric. The record is from RefSeq and is a predicted model, not a curated record. The transcript has 23 exons. Bases 191 to 3376 code for a protein of 1061 amino acids. Gene Ontology annotation, molecular function: protein kinase activity.